Symbiodinium natans is the source of this 489-nucleotide messenger RNA. The record is from the annotation of a GenBank genome assembly. Lineage: Eukaryota; Dinophyceae; Suessiales; Symbiodiniaceae.
AUGGCUCGCUCCAGAUCACGCGAUCGCGCACGGGACGGGCGCCGGCGGAAGUCCUCACCGCUGCAGAAGGGCAAGCGGAAACGCGAGAGGGAGAACAAGGAAGCCAAGGCAAAGCGGUUUGAGCAGGAGGUGCAGAGACGACUGCAGGAGCGAAUCCAUGGCCGAGAUUUCGAGGCCUUGAUUCAGGAGAAGAUCCGAGGCGAGCUGGAUCGACAUUUCAGUCUCGUCAAGAUCGAGAUUGACAUGCAGAAGAAGAAGCUGAUAGAGGAGUUCAGACAUGAGCGGGACCAGGAAGAGAGGUCCAAGCAGGAGCUGGAGGCCAUCAUCCGAACCAACCAGCAGCGGACCCAGGAGCAGCAACAGCGAGUUGCUGCGGCUAUGGGGUCGCAGGCCGAUGCACUCAUCCACGAGCGCGGCCUCAUACAAAAGACGAAGGAGCAACGUCGGAAAGUGCAGAAGGAGUUCGAGUCUGGAGGCGGUCUUGCCUAG